AUGAAGAUCCCUCUGUGGUACCUGGUGGUGCUGCUGGCGUGUCUCUUCACCCCUGGACGCAGUGACUGCCAGGGGGAUUGUGUGGCCUGUGGUCUGGUCCUGCAGCAGCAGCAGCUGCAGCAAGCCUUCAACACCAUGGUGUGUUUGCUGGAGUGUGAGGGUCACGUCUCCCCCCCGCUCACGUGGGAGGUGUGCAGACGUGCCGUGAAGCUCUCGCACUAUCCCACACUUUCUGAGGGAGGCGCUCUGUUCAAGAGAACGGGAGGGGCGCUGGAGCUGACCUCUCUUGACCUGAACUCAGACAGCGAACUGCUGCAGUCUGCAGCCGCAGAGCGCUUCCAGGCGGGGGAUCAGGAUGAGGCACCCUUUGAGCAGCGCAGUGUCCAGUAUGACUCAUCACUGCUGGAAUCCUCUGAGGAGGGGGAGGGCCUGCGGGGUCUGGAUCUCAGUCUGGCGGACGAAGAGAGGCAGCCGAGGGAGGAGAGGAACGUGGAGGGCGACAGCCAGCUAGAAGGGGGCGAGGAUGACACCUCAGAGGCCGUCACCUUAUCCAAACGCUUUGGUGGCUUUCAGAGGGGGCGCCAUGGAUACAGGAAGCUGAUCGGCUCACCCGUGCGGCCCCUACAAAAGCGCUACGGUGGGUUCAUAGGCGUCCGGAAAUCUGCCCGCAAAUGGAACAGUCAGAAACGGGUGAACCAGCUGCUCAGGCAGUACCUGGGCAUGAGGAGCAGCCGCAGCGGCAGGUUCAACAACAUCCCUGUAACUCGGGUUUGGAGGCAAAACAAACUGUAA
Chelmon rostratus (copperband butterflyfish) is the source of this 792-nucleotide messenger RNA. RefSeq names its product prepronociceptin b (gene pnocb). The transcript is spliced from 2 exons. The record is from RefSeq and is a predicted model, not a curated record. Bases 1 to 792 code for a protein of 263 amino acids. Lineage: Eukaryota; Metazoa; Chordata; Actinopteri; Chaetodontiformes; Chaetodontidae. Gene Ontology annotation, cellular component: axon terminus; neuronal cell body; dendrite. Gene Ontology annotation, molecular function: opioid receptor binding. Gene Ontology annotation, biological process: sensory perception; chemical synaptic transmission; neuropeptide signaling pathway.